Messenger RNA from Terrapene triunguis (Three-toed box turtle), 620 nucleotides. RefSeq names its product profilin-1-like. The transcript is spliced from 2 exons. Gene Ontology annotation, molecular function: actin binding. Gene Ontology annotation, biological process: actin cytoskeleton organization; positive regulation of actin filament bundle assembly; regulation of actin filament polymerization. Gene Ontology annotation, cellular component: cytoplasm. The annotation marks the transcript as partial. NCBI's taxonomy places the organism in Eukaryota, Metazoa, Chordata, Testudines, Emydidae. The record is from RefSeq and is a predicted model, not a curated record.
GGGUUCUCUCCCUGGUGCCAGAAGAGGCGUGGGGCUUGUGGAGGGCAGGGCUCCCCUAGCCUGCCCAGUGUGACCCUGACCUCUCCCCCUCCCCCACCCCAGCCGGCGGAGGUGAACGCGCUGGUGGCCAAGGACCGUAGCAGCAUGUUCGUCAACGGGCUGACGCUCGGGGGCCAAAAGUGCUCGGUGAUUCGGGACAGUCUGCACGUGGAAGGGGAGUUCACCAUGGACCUGAGGACCAAGAGCACGGGCGGGACCCCCACCUACAACAUUGCAGUCUGCAUGACCAACAAGACGAUAGUGCUGGUCAUGGGCAAAGAGGGCAUUCACGGGGGCUGCGUGAACAAGAAAUGCUUCGAGAUGGCCAAUCACUUGAGACGCUCGCAGUAUUGACGCCGGCCUGGCACUCCACUGCGGUACUACUGAUGCCCACGCUGGCUGGGACCACCCGGGCCCCCGCCCCCCUGCAGGGGUGCGCCCUGCCCCGGGGCCUGGAUCAGCCCCCCAUUCCUCGCUUUUGGAUCUCCACUCUGGCCCACCCCGGCUCUCCGCCACUUUUUCUAUCACAAAAAUCCUCUUCGUUGCUGCCAAAUUUUUUCUGGUUGUUUUAAAAACAAAAA